Molecule: messenger RNA, 6845 nt
Organism: Salvelinus fontinalis (brook trout)
Lineage: Eukaryota; Metazoa; Chordata; Actinopteri; Salmoniformes; Salmonidae
Product: rasGAP-activating-like protein 1
Exons: 21
Coding region: 616-3072 (818 amino acids)
Biological process (GO): regulation of GTPase activity; intracellular signal transduction; negative regulation of Ras protein signal transduction
Molecular function (GO): GTPase activator activity
Source: RefSeq, a predicted model, not a curated record
ACUGUCUGUCAAUCGAGUAAGGUGAAGAUGCAACAAGGCGAGCAGCUGAGCAUCGCUAAUGACUUGAGGAUGCUAGUGUUCGCAACUGUGGUUGACCGUGUCAUGUGUGGUUUUUCGGCAGGUAGUGAGACUCCAAUGAAGCCUAAAGAUGUAUAGUUUUUUAAAGUAGCUACUAUGAUCUACAUUUUUUUCAUUAAAAUAGGUGUCUACAAAUCGUAUCUGGAAAUUCGAAAAUACGCAUAGGGUGAUUUUUCUUCAAAGGACCGAAAUGAGGAAAGUAACGUUAAAUGUCAGUCAGAAAAUAUAGAUUUGUUUAUUGGCACGAUACUUUAGAUAUAUAAAACAUUUGGUUGUUUCCACACAAACAUUUAAAAACAUUGUUGUUUGUUUGCCUACACUGGCCUUACGCUUAUACGUUUGCAACGUGACUGUUAAUUAUAUAUCUAAACCUGUACAAUACAAACGAUACAACAUUGAUUAACAUGGGCUCGACGCGCCGUCACGCGCAAAAGGUGCCAGAAAUGAAGAGAACACACUUGCUGAUGAGGGGAGCACCGUAGUAAGGAUCGCGGAUGGGCAGAUGAAAACAAGUGGCAAAACCACUCUCUGUUAGAAAUGGCCAAAAACACAUCCCUAUAUUUCCGUAUUGUAGAGGGCAGGAGCCUACCAGCCAAAGACGUCUCUGGGACCAGUGACCCAUAUUGCAUUGUAAAAGUGGACAAUGAAGUUGUGGCCAGGACAGCCACAGUGUGGAAGAAUCUUAACCCUUUCUGGGGAGAAGAAUACACGCUGCACCUCCCAAUGGGGUUCCACUCUCUCUCCUUCUAUGUCAUGGAUGAGGACACCAUUGGCCAUGAUGACGUCAUUGGAAAGAUAUUGCUGAGCAAAGACGCCAUCGGGGCCCAGGCUAAAGGGUUGGAUAACUGGCUGAAUCUAACCCGGGUGGACCCAGAUGAGGAGGUGCAGGGGGAGAUCCACCUAGGUCUGGAGCUUCUUAGAGAUGCCAAGAGGAUAGGACUGCGCUGCCAUUUCAUAGAGGCCAGAGACCUGGCGCCAAGAGACAUCUCUGGAACCUCUGAUCCCUUUGCCAGAAUCCUCUUCAAUAACCACAGUGCAGAAACUUCGAUCAUUAAGAAAACUCGUUAUCCACACUGGAGUGAGACCCUGGAGCUGGAGCUGGAGACCUGGGAGCUGACUGAGGGAGGGAGUGUCACAGUGGAAGUCUGGGACUGGGACAUGGUGGGCAAGAAUGACUUCCUGGGAAAGGUGGAAAUCCCUUUUGCUUGCCUGCACAAGACACCUCUGUUGCAGGGUUGGUUUCGUCUGCUGCCCCUGGGAAACCAUGAGGAUGAUGCUGGAGGUAAGCUGGGUGCGCUGCGUCUUAAGGUGCGUCUGGUGGAAGACCGUAUCCUGCCCUCCAUGUACUACCAGCCUCUCAUUGACCUGCUGGUGGAGUCUGUCAUCUCUCCUGCUGAGGUGGAGGACAGCAGCCCUCUGACCAUGCUGGAGGAGGUGACCACGGUUGAGAGCCGGCAGGACGUGGCCAUGACCCUGGUCAAGAUCUACCUCGGCCAGGGCCUGGUGGUGCCCUUUCUGGACUACCUCAGCACCCGUGAGGUCAACCACACUUCGGAUCCAAACACCUUGUUCCGGUCCAACUCUCUAGCUUCUAAAGCCAUGGAGCAGUUCAUGAAGGCUGUGGGGAUGCUGUACCUUCAUGAGGUCCUGAAGCCCAUCAUUAACCGCAUCUUUGAGGAGAAGAAGUACAUUGAGCUGGACCCGUGUAAAAUUGACCUGAACAGAACCAGGCGUAUCUCAUUUAAAGGUGCGGCGUCUGAGGCUGAGGUGAGGGAGAGCAGUGUGGAGAUGCUGCAGGGCUAUCUGUCCAGCAUCGUAGAGUCCAUCGUUGGGUCAGUUGCACAGUGCCCUCCCGUCAUGAGGGUGGCCUUUAAACAGCUGCACAAGAGAGUGGAGGAGCAGUUCCCUGAGCGAGAGAACGAGGAUGUGAAGUAUCUGGCCAUCAGUGGAUUCUUCUUUCUGCGUUUCUUUGCCCCUGCUAUCCUCACACCCAAGCUAUUCCACUUGAGGGACCAGCAUGCAGAUACACGCACCAGCAGGACACUGUUACUGCUGGCCAAGGCAGUGCAGAGUGUGGGGAAUCUGGGCUUGCAGCUGGGCCAUGGCAAGGAGCUGUGGAUGGAGCCCCUGCAUCCCAUCAUCCUUUGCAGCGUGGCCUCUGUUAAAGACUUCCUGGACAAGCUCAUCGACAUAGACCAAGAUAGUGUGUCUGAGGUGCCCCAGAGGGCUGUGUUCUUGCCCUCAGUGACAGUGAAGGAGGGUUAUCUCCAGAAGCACAAGGCCGAGGGCCCCCAGCUCCUGUCCCGCUUUGCCUUCAAGAAGCGAUACUUCUGGCUGAGCAGUGAGACCCUGUCGUACGCCAAGACUCUGGACCCCUGGCAGGUGCGUUCCUCCAUCCCCAUCCAGUGUGUGUGUGUCGUUGAGAGAGUGGAUGAGAAUGCCUUCCAACAGCAGCAUGUGAUGCAGGUCGUCACCCAGGACAACGAUGGACAGACCCACACCAUCUAUAUCCAGUGCAAGAAUGUGAAUGAGUUGAACCAGUGGCUGUCAGCCAUCAGGAAGGCCAGUAUCUACAACGAGCGCAUGCUGCCCUCCUUCCACCCAGGGGCAUACCGCAGUGGGAAGUGGACAUGCUGCCUACAGGCCAACCGCGCUACUUUAGGUUGCAGUCGCACUCACUCUGCAGUGACUCUGGGCGACUGGAGUGACCCACUGGAUCCAGACGCAGAGACUCAGACCAUCUACAAACAGCUUCUUCAGGGAAGAGACAAACUCAGGAAGCAGUAUUUGGAGGCUGAGACGACCCCAGAGGAAGAGAAGAGACUGAACUCUGGGCUGCUGUCUGAUGGAGCAGACAGUAGCGGGCAGCUCCUGAAGCACAGGCAGGCUGCAGUGGCUCGGCUGCUGGGGGUGGUUCUGGAUCUGGAGCAGGCCCAUGCCACCUUCCAGCAGAGGGAAAGAGAGGAGGGAGGCAGCCUCAUCCUGACCCCAUAGACGGGGCCUUCCCAGCAGCAUGAGCCCGGGCCUGAGGGGGAGAGCAGCUUCCUGCAUCAGGCACAUCUGUGUAGGGAAGCUAAGUGAUCGCAGAAGGAAGGCAGCGUCUCCCUUCUCCCUGUCAUAUUGUCUGUUACAUGUGAUAUCAAGAGGAACUUUCUUCUCAUCCAGAUCACUUCUUCAAAAGACAGAAUGUAGAGGAUGCCAAGCCCACUCUGCUACGUUCUUUUCCAUGGACGUUUGACAUCAUACACAGGUUUUCAGCAAUCUAGUGACAUAACUGAUUGCUACAUGCCUCGCAUGCAGAUUGACUGCCACAUAUUAACUUCUGCUACUCUUACAAAGCUUGGGCUCUUGUCGAUUGAGCAGGACACAAACUGUUAUAUGGAUCAGAGCUGAAGGAGGGGUUGGACAUAGUGUGUCAUUCGGUGGUACUGCGUUAUUGCAUGGCUAUAAUGUAAUGCAUGCCCUGCAUCCAGCGUUUGUGAAAUGUGAAGAAAAUGCUUUUAUAUUCAAUAUUAUCAUACCUUGAAGGAGGACGAUUAUGCAAUCUACUCUAGUUUUAGCUGAAUUUACCUGAAUGUAUGCUAUUUUGAUAUUGCUUUUAUUGAUGUUUUUUACUCUCUAAUUGUAUAUAUUUCAAUUGAGAACCGCCACAAUGUAGCAGUGAGAUUUGGUGUUCAUAUCCCUGAGGACAUUGCGCUGUGAGAUGCCUAAGCAAAUGUUAUUAAUACAACGGCACACGCGCCAUAAUUGCCGGAACAGUCACGUGUUUGCUAUUAGGAUAUUGUUUUCACUGUUGCCAUGGACACCUGAGAUGAAUAUUUAGUGAAGCUUGUGUUUGGUACUGUUGCUCUGUGCAUGUAUGUGGAGUAACUCAAACACAAAGCUGUGGCUUUGAUAUAAUACAUAUUUGACAUAUACAGUAUAGGGUUCACAGUUGAUUAGUUAAUUGGUUAACGUGUCUUUGUAGCUGUACUACUGACAAUCUUAUCCAGUCCAUCCAGUGGUGUGUGUUUGCGCUUCUUCUCAGGUGUUUGUAUUUUAAGACAGCUGAUUUUGAGUGAAGUGUCAUACAGUAACUGCAGUGGUCGAAAGUAAAAAAGUCGUCAAAUAUAUAAAUAGUAAAAUAAAGUACAGAUACCUCAAAAAAACAAAUUAAGAAGCACUUUAAUAAUCUGUUUUUGAGGUAUCUGUACUUUACUUUACUAUUUAUAUUUUUGACGACUUUUACUUUCACUUCACUACAUUUCUUAAGAAAAUAAUGUACUUUUUACUCCAUACAUUUUCUUUGACACCCAAAAAAGUACUCGUUACAUUUUGAAUGCUUAGCAGGACAGGAAAAUAGUCAAAUUCACGCACUUAUCAGCCGGACAUCCCUAGUCAUCCCUAGUGCCUCUGAUCUGGCGGACUCACUAAACUCACAUGCUUGAUUUGUAAAUGAUGUCUGAGUGUUGGGAGUGUGCCCCUGGCUUUCUGAACAAUUUAAAAAACAAGAAAAUGGAGCCAUCUGGUUUGCUUAAUAUAAGGAAUUAGAAAUUAUUAAUACAUUUACUUUUGAUACUUAAGUAUAUUUUAAACCAAAUACUUUUUGACUUUUACUCAAGUAGAAUUUUACUGGGUGACCUUUACUUUUACUUGAGUCAUUUUCUAUGAAGGUAUCUUUACCUUUACUCAAAUAUGACAGUUGGGUACUUUUUCCACCACUGAGUAGCUGUCAUGCGUUUAAUGAAAAUUGGACAUAUUAUGUAGAUAAUUUCUGUUCUACUUCAGUUGGGCUCUCUGUGGAGAGCUUAUGAUGUUGACUCAACAGUAUGACCAUAUCCUGUCUUAGCCAUUUCAGCAUUGAUGUACACUACAUGACAUUUCAUAUGCUGUACCUUAUAUUUUGUAUACAUUUAGGUUUUUCCUCCACAGUUUUGACCAAAUUCAGGUUGCUUGUUUCGAGCUAAGCUCAGAGAGAUGAUGAGUCAGACUCCAAGUGUGUGAGUUGAGUUGCGUGGAAUGGUAUGUGCCAUUUGAAAUGUUUUUCUGUGGAGAUCUUUCAGAUGUCAAACUGUGUGUUGUCUUUAUUUUGGUAGUAGUUUAUUAGUAACAAGGAAGAGUAUUUUAUUUCGAUCAGACUUGUCGAUCAAGAGAGAAAAGCCAAACUUAUUGGAAUGUUACAAUUUCACUGUUAUCAAAUUAUCUUUAACUGUUAUCCAGAUAGAUUUUUGACCUAUUAUUGUAAUCUGUUUUGUAAAUUGUAUUCUCUACAUUCCAAAUUGUAUUUACUAUGGCUUGCCAUCUUUGGAAGCUUAUUUUAGACCACUGUUGUAUUCCACAAAAAUUCACCAAGCAUGCCCUCAAUUUCAAAUCUGGACAAAUAUUGAUUGUUGCUCGUUGACUUGGUAUUUGCUGAAAGAGAGCUGCAAUUUUGAAAAUGAGCUUCAUUUUUAGUGCUUACACAAAGUUACUGCAUGUACAAAGUGGGUGGUUACAGAUGAGUGGUAACAUCCGCUAAAUUACUGUGAACUGUAUUGGAAAUAUUCAGUAAAAUGGAAUGUUACCACUUCUACUGUUUAGUUUGAAUCUGUGUUUAUGCACACAAUGGACAACCUUUUCAACUUAUAAUCAGUCAAGUGUUUUUUGUAACAGGUGUUGGAGGGUCUGGGGACACCUCCUCCAGCUCUUUCAGUAGGUCCCAAUUCCCACUAGAGUUAACUGCAGCCCCUGCUUGUGUGGUCACAAAGGAUCCGUCCUGUGUUACUUAUCAAGAUAAGGGAGUUACUUCAGUGUAUUUACUGAAUCCCAAUUCAGGUCAUAUCACACAACCCACCACAGUGAUACUUUUCCCAGCUGAUUCUUACUCCAAGCUCUGUGAACACAGACAUAAAUCUCCCAGGAUUUAGACCAGGUAAAUCAUGUGAAAUAUGAGUCCUUGAAAGUGGCCCGUGAAGUACAAAGUCAGUUUCCCUUCAUAUUAGAUUAAUAUUUAAGAAUAUGAGUAAAAUGUGUUCGCAGCAUCCCCUUCCUAACCUUAUUAAAAUGCUAAUGAGAGGCACCUGCUAUGGGGCAGCAGAGACUCCCUCGUUAACACCCUCAUUACAUUAGUGACGGAGGUGAGUGAUGAGAUGAGGGGGGCUCGGCUGGGACAGGGGAGUCUGCGAUGUCAGCCCCGGGCCACGACAGACGCUCUAAGCGGCUGUGUCACGGCUAUGCUUGUGAAAGGUGCGAUGAGCCCCAUGACAGACACCACAGGCUGUCCGCAUGACCAGCAGGGAGACCUCCCAUGACAACCCCACAAGCUGUUCCUCCAGACCUGGAAGGGAGGGGGAAGGAUUGGGGUAUUUGCUUUAGUAUGCGCCACAGUGCCUGCAGACCCAGCCUCCAUUUCUUUCACACAGCACCAACAUUGAGCAGCCAGUGACAGAAAAUGGCCAUAAUGCAACAUUUACUGCCGGUGAAAACUGUUACCGCUACACUCCACAGCUCGAGCGAAGCUCGUUUAUAUCUGCAUAACGAGGUGCAGGGCAGCCAGGAGGAGAGGGGAACGAAAAAGCUAAAGGAAGAGGAGAACUUGGUGGCAACGAAAGACAGUAAAGAACGAGAGAAGGUCAAACAAACUACCCUGUUGAGGGCACAUUUAUUUUUCACAUGAAACACACAAACAUGCAACAAAAUCAUCACAAUCCAGUAAAGACGGAUAGAUUAAGAAGCCCUUUAAUGUUUUAUGUCUCUAAUCUUGCCUUUAUUUCUAUUUCAUUUGAUUAUACAUUUCAAAUCUCAAUUUC